AUGAACAAACUGCGUGGCGGCGGAUCCUGGACGGACAGCGGACGACGAGGGACCAAGAUGCAGCGACCCAGACGGACGGCUGCGACGGAGGUUUCUGUGCUCAGCUGGCAGCAGGUGGUCUUAAUUCCACCCCUUUCUUGUGGAGCGCUGGUGAGAUUUGAGCAGCACUGCCAAGCUUUGCACAGAGCAAACAGGAUGUUUGCUUACACCUUCUCACAGCCACGUUUUGACAGCGCGAAGCUGGUGGAGUUGAAGCUCCAACACAAGACCAUCUGUGAGGGGCUGGAGUCUGAGCACUGGUGGGUGCUCAGCAACGAUUUCUAUCAUUUGUUCCCGGAGCUUCCUCCUCAGCACUUCGCUACUGUGGCUGCUGUGACCUGCAUCAAGCGCUUUGGAACAUCGAUCAGCGAGGCGUCCAUCUACCUUCGCACUGAAUCAGUGGAGACAUCACUGCAGAAUGUUACUCUGCAAACCAAAGUGUCGAAGACACUGAAGAUGGUGUCCAUUGGUUCAGAUGGCUGCUUCAGGACUCAUCGGUCCAGCAACACGCGGAUCCUUGAGACGCCGUCACCAUUCAUGGUUUCCAGCAAACCAAGAGGACCCCCACCAGGCUUCUAA
Molecule: messenger RNA, 618 nt
Organism: Colossoma macropomum (tambaqui)
Lineage: Eukaryota; Metazoa; Chordata; Actinopteri; Characiformes; Serrasalmidae
Exons: 8
Coding region: 1-618 (205 amino acids)
Source: RefSeq, a predicted model, not a curated record